AUGUUUAUUGAGAAUUUGAUUCCGUAUAAAAAGGCUUGUUUUGGGGACAUGUACAUUCCAACCGUGGAUGAUAAGGUUAAGGAACAGAUUAUGAGUGCACCAAGAGCGAGUGACCAAGGAGAAAGAAUAAUUGGAUUAUGCGGGCCAGAUAAAAGAGUCGAUCAUUCUGUAGAAACAGCUAUAGGAAUAGCUGAGAGACAUCAAUUGUUCCAAAAGAUUGUCAAAGCAACUAUGAAUCUAGCUGGAUCAACUUCCUGCAUGUGUUUUGGUAAUAACAAAAGAAUGACAACUGCACAAAGAGCUCUUCUUCUGUGUGCUAAGAUGAAAGAGCUGCAAACAGUCCUAGUUGUACGGUAUGAUUUUCAAGGUAGGCUUGAUUUAGGUGAGAUUGGUAUCCCCUUUGGUGUAGAUCAUAAUGGCUGCAAGAUAUUUCUAACAUCAACAAGUGUAGAGGUUUUAUCCGAACAAAUGAAGGUUCAUGAAUUGAUACAAUUAUCAGAGAUAUGA
Trifolium pratense (red clover) is the source of this 507-nucleotide messenger RNA. RefSeq lists its product as uncharacterized. The transcript has 2 exons. Lineage: Eukaryota; Viridiplantae; Streptophyta; Magnoliopsida; Fabales; Fabaceae. The coding region runs from base 1 to 507 and encodes 168 amino acids. The record is from RefSeq and is a predicted model, not a curated record.